Zingiber officinale is the source of this 2238-nucleotide messenger RNA. Its product is annotated as replication factor C subunit 3-like. NCBI's taxonomy places the organism in Eukaryota, Viridiplantae, Streptophyta, Magnoliopsida, Zingiberales, Zingiberaceae. Gene Ontology annotation, biological process: DNA replication. Bases 447 to 1007 code for a protein of 186 amino acids. The record is from RefSeq and is a predicted model, not a curated record. Gene Ontology annotation, molecular function: DNA binding. The transcript is spliced from 10 exons.
CGCUAAUUUUUGCCGCCGCGUUUUUUCUUUCCCUCUCGCCGAAUUUUUUUUUGCCGCCGCAUUCCCCUUUACCUUCUCGAUCCCUGAGCAUUUCCGUCCCUCUUUUCUCACAAUCUCUUGCUCACCGAAGUCGCGCAGGAGUAGCAGCAGCCGGGAAGAGCAAUUGUAGGGCGACAACGAGGGUUUGGAUCAUGGGAGCGUGUGGACAUAUCCGACUGUGGAGGACGGCGUUGGGGAACAAGGCGGCGACCUAGGAUCGGCGCUAGACGAGACUCGUCGGAGAUCGACCAUGUCAUCUUUCGCCCUGCUCCACUCCUCCCCGCAGCCUCCUUUUUUUUCCCUGCGCCACGACACCAUGAACCUUCCUAGGGUUUUGAUUUCUCUACAAGACGGCGACAACAUUGGACUCUUUUGUGAAAUCCGACGGCUGAGUGAGUCGCUUUCCCAUGAAGCAGGGCUUUGCAUGGGAGGGGAAACGACGCCAACUCGUAGCCGUAUGGGGUUCGCCAUUCGUCAUCGCGUCGCCCUUUGAAAUCGCAGGCCCUACUUCCACAUCUUUAUCAUCCCGCCUAUCUGAAGUCAAUCCAAUGGCAAUUCGCUCAUUUGAAGCAUCCUGGAAAUCAAAUUAUUCACUGAAAGAGAACAAGGACAUCCUAACUAGCUGGGAAGAUGUCAUUGCUGGAAUAGUCAAAAGUCUUAUUAAAGAGCAAAGCCCUAAACAAUUAUAUAUCAUCCGUGGGAAGCUCAAGAAUCUUAUUGAGCACGAUGUUUCACCAGAUUUUAUAUUCAGCACCCUUUUUGAGGAACUGAAGAAACAUUUGGAUGAACAUCUGAAAGCCAAGGCUGAAUUCCUCUAUCAUAAAUACCAAUAUCAACAAGAUUCUGAUAAAUGGAAUGACUCGAAGAAGAACCUCCGUUACUUCAUGAGGAUCGAAGAAUUUACUGCUCAUUUUAAGAGUUUGUACAAGUCAUUCAUCACGAAGAGCGACACCGAACCCAAGCACUGAACAGGCACAGUACGAAUUGGUAGAACAUUCAGAAUUGCUGAUAAUCUCACUCAAGGUUCCUCCUUUGGAAAUCAAUUCUUAGGAUACUUUGUUCAGUGAUGGUGGGACAGGUAACAUAGUUCUGAUUUCGUCCCUUUUUUUCCCUCUUUCCUGGCGCAAGUCGUCAUGUUUGCCAGCAUCUUUGCCAGCAUGAUUUAGUUUACAAAUCAGUGGUUCACGAUCUAUCCGCUUAGGAAUACGAAGAUUCAGAAUUGUUGUUUUAUUUAUCUCGACCUCUAUUACGUGAAAUGUCUGUCUAGAAAUUGCUUCUGCUGGUAUGGAAUUAAUAUUUGUUUAUGUUGAUUAAGCGUUCAAUCUGGGAGAUUCCUGAAUGUGUAAUGACGGAAUGCACAAAAUUUUCUUUCAUCUUUUUUUUUCCCAUUCAAUUUAUGUUUGUUUUAGAGCAACAUAACACCUCACUUGAAGUGCUUCUAGUUCGUUUCCCCCCCUUCUUUUCGGUGAAGAAAAUGAGUCCUUUCAUUUGUACUUCUGCACCUAUAUCCAUAUUAUUCUAUGUGAAGUAGGAAAGACAACAUUUGUGCAGAGACAUUUGACUGGUGAAUUCGAGAAGAAGUGUGAGCAUGAGUAUCAUGUUAAUUUGAAAUUUUUAUUUGUUUUGAUGGGUAAUAUAUGCAUCAUAUUAUCUUGGGGGCUUUUCAGCUACUAUUGGCGUUGAGGCCCGUCCCUUGUAUUUCUUCACAAACUGUGGGAAGAUUAGAUUUAAUUGUUGGGAUACAGGCGGUCAGAAGAAAUUUGGUGGUCUGAGGGAUAGAUACUAGUAAGUUCUGGCUAAUGUUCUUUAUCAUCAUCGAGAUUUCUGGCGGAUGAAACAGGCUAGUUCCAUUUUCGCACAUGCUGCUGGUCAUUUUGAUAUCAUUAGCUUUCUUAUUAAUAUGUACAAUUUAUUUAAGAUUGAAGAUCUUCAGAUGGUUACGUGAAAUGUUUGUUGUUUUAUUGCCCAGAGAAAUGGUCUGGACAAAAGCUAUCAGCCAGAGUCACUCACUUCAAUAGCUGGGUGUCUGCUUCUGUCACAACUCCGUAGGUAAUUAUUGCAGCCAUUCCUACUAUAGUUGGUGAAAACCUUAACGUGUUCAUGACUUUAAAAUAGUAUAUUCCAGUUUUUCUUAAGGUGUCCUCAAGAGUAUUGGGAAGAAUGCCGACAAGCUAAAAAAAUGGAGAGACUUUAACAAAU